AUGGGUUCAGGGGGAGGAGUUAUUGCAAUCCUCAUGACGAGUGGUCACUGUGAGAGCUAGAGAUGUCUAAAGAAAACGGGAAGGGAAAUGAUAUUUUUCCUUGAUCUUUAACUAACUUGCUAGCUAUUUCAAGUGGUAUUUAGAUAGCUAAUCCGGUUUCAUAUUAUUGUUUUUAUGGGUAUGAAAACGUCCAGACAAAGAGAAACAGAACGUGAAGCUCCGUUUUGCUUAAUCACCCUUCUGUUACCAAAAGCAGAUCAUAUGGAAGAAGGGGCACGUUGAGGGAGCUCACACAAGCAAGACCUGCAUUCUCAAGUUUGCGGUAUAUACUGGGAUGAUUAUUCUCUUCAUAAGUGGAUAAAAUGCCCUGACUUCCAUGCAAUGGAGGGUUUAAGCUUCUCUAUGGGUUCAGUGGUGAUUCCCAAGACCUUGCUGCGCAUUAAAGGCUUUGGUGCAGCGGUCCUGGGGCUGAUCGUGUUGGUUACGAUGAUCACAGCAGCUUCACCUGCAGCAGACUGUUCUUCGUUGGAUCCCACCGUGUUGGAUGAGUUUCGGGAAGAAGCAUCAAGCUGGACUGAAUCACCCUCAGCCUUAUUUGUUUCACACACUGAGGCCUCUGAGCACCCAGAUGACACUACAACUACAGCUCUCCCUUCACCUGGUCACCUACCAUCUGAAUCUACACUUACUCAAUGGGGUAUUUCAGCUUCUCAAAACUCCAAAUCAUUGACUUCUAGAGAUCCCCUCCCCAUUGGUCCAGACCCUCUCUCCACUCCCACUUUAAGCUCCUCAGAGCCUGUGGUUGGCCUUCAGCAACAACAUAAAGGCCCUACCAGACUCUCAAGGGAGCUGAAGCUCUAUGGUCCUGACUCAACCAUGGCAAUUUUCUCUCCAACCCUUGUUACAGUACCACACCAGAAACCUCUCGGACCACAGUCCAACAAAUCCACAACACCCUUGAACUUCUCUACAGCCACCAGUUGGACUACAUUGGUACAGUUCAUUGUCCCAAACUCUAAUGAGAGAGCUCCAGAUGAACCUCCAUUAUUAUCCCCCAGCAACCAGCAAGACUCAUCAAAACAGACAACCCCUGCAUUUAUGACAUCACUUCCUGUUGGACCCCUCGGCCAGCCUAGACUGCCUGUUGACGAUCUGGUAGAUGUAGAAGCCCAGUCAGACCAAGCCAGGCCAGAGUCUAAACCUAAUCCAGACAUGUCCCAGAGUUUAGGCGAUCUCUUGCUGGUUCCCAAACUGCCCCUUGAUCCCUCAAGUAGGUUAAUCUAUCUGGAUCACCUUCGUCCCAGCAGUGAGCUCAUGCAGAAGGGCGAUGCUGCUCAGGAUAUCCACAUGCUCCCGAAACCAUCACCUGAGAUGCAGCUGGCUCCCAGCUACGUGCCUUUUCUGAACCCUCACACCACGUCCUUCUCGUCCGAGCCCACCAUGGUCCCUCCUGAGGACUUCUUCCCCGCCAACACCAUGGUGGUGGAUUGGGGCUCCGGAGACUACCCGGAGACUGCAUCCUACAUGGGCUUGGAAAGGGACGACUUCUCCCUGGUCACCAAUCUGCCCACGGACAUGUACGACCUGGAGGACUCCAACGCGGAAAGCUACGACACCUCCUUCCCCUCCAGGGUCGGCGUGUCCUUCUCCUCGAUGCGUCACAUGACGUCUUCACCUAGUCUCACAACAGCGGCUUACAGCUCUAGCGUCGGAAGUGUGGCCCCCACGUCCGUUCCUCUCCCCAUCCAUCCCUCUCCCAGUCACCCCACGCUAGCCUCAACACAAAUACCAACACCUCAAGGGGAUUUACCAGGAGGUUCAGAUGUUGACUGGACAGAUACCUUUAUGGUUGAACCAACAGACCUCCUCUUACCAGACAUGAAUAGCCUGGAGUACUACACCAUCCAGCUGACCAAGGAUGACUCAGAAGAACACAGGGGCACUAACGUGACCACCACCUCCAGGCAUUUCUCCCUGAUCUCCAUCAGCACCACGCACAUCGUGGCCACCAGCACCUUCACUGUGGACCUCAGCCACAUGCUUACAGCCUUCUAUGGAGUGGAUGGAGUGGAGGUCCAGCCUUCUGACAACACUUCCUGGAUCGAAGAGUCCUCCACUGAUAUCUCCAGCUCCGAGCCUCUGAAUACGACCACAGCAAACACUAUGGAGAUGACUCCGCUGAAUGUCUCAGUGCCAUUCUUGGAGGCUUCAGUAGUGCCAACUCCCUCCAUGGACCUCUCGUCCUCCCUGUGGGGUGUCACUGGUCAGGUAUCCGGUGAAUGGACGAGCCCCGUGGCCACCUCCAGUGUCGGACUGGACAACAGCUCUGUCUUAGUGUCAGUGCAGCCUAGUGCUACUGCCUCGGAGACAGACAUCCUGUGGUACGUCUCUCCCUCCGCCACAGAGACGGCCCUCCUCAGCACCUCUCUCGUAACUCCUGUGGUGACCACCUCUAUCGCCUUCUCCCCAUUUCCCGGCCAGACAGAAUUACCCCCCAAUGUCACCUCAGGCCCGACAGAACCAGCCACCAAUGCCACCACCAUCCCCCCGGUGUCAGUCAUGGCUGACCAAGGCGUUGUUACUGAUAGUCCUGUCACAGCAGUGACCAACGACAGCCAGACUACAGUUAGUGGUGUAGACAUUUCCACAACUGAUCCUGCCACCACCACCACCACUACUACUACCAGCAUCACUACUGAGGCCUUUACAACCACCACUCUGGCCACCACCACUACCCUCCUAACUACUACGAAGAGCCCACCUACAACCAUAGGCCGCCAGUACCUCUGUAACGUCACCAAGCCUGUGUACUUUGUUGAAGUCGGUUUUCCGGCUGGGGCCACUGUUGGAUAUGCCAAAUCCCAAGUCCGAGAUGUCCUGAAGACUGAAUUCAAUAAGUCAAUUGAACUGCAGGUUGCUAAGAAUCCUCCAGACUUUGUGUUCCGGGCAGUGUCGGGUCCUGUGGUGUACACGGCCAUAUCAGUCAUCAACGCCCUGCGCCAAUCAAGUCGAGGCUUCCUGUCCAUCUCACACUACUGGAAGGUACCAGACCACCAGUACCAGGUCCACUCAGUGCUGCAGUUUGUGCCCAGGCACAUUGACGUGCGCGUCUGCAACUUCAGCGAGCGCAUUGAGAAAGGCCUGACCAUGGCAUAUGCCGAAGUGCGCCGGCGCUCGCAGGAGUCCACAAACUUCACUGUGGAUAUUCUGAACAUCACCAUGAACCAGCCAAGUAGUCAGCAAAGGGAGCCGGUGGACGUGACCUUUGCGGUGCGUGGGGCCAUAGGCUACCUGAAGGGGUCAGAGGUCAGCAACCACCUGAGGCUGCUCAACAUGGUGGAAUUCAGCUACUACCUGGGCUUCCCCGUGCUGCAGAUCGCCGAGCCUUUCCACUACCCGGAGUUGAACACCACCCAGUUGCUUCGCUCGUCUUGGGUUAGAACAGUGUUGCUGGGUGUGCUGGAUCAGGGGGUGGACGAGCGGACCUUCCAGGCCAAGAUGGAACGUCGUGUGGCCCUGCUGCUAGGAGAAGUGCUGGGGGCGGCCAGGCGCACCAAGAGGGCCACCAGCGUGGCUAACCACAGUAUUCAGAUUGUGAGUACGACCAGGCUGGUGGGAGCGGAACACCCCCUGGAGAUGGUGUACUUUGUGGAGGGUCCCAGCGGGGAGCGGCAGCCUGCAAUCACUACAGCCAACCUGCUGAACCGUCUUGACGUGCAGAGGGCAGCCAUCAUACUGGGAUACAGAGUGGAGGGCAUCCUGGCUACACCUGUGGAGAAGGUGGCGGGCUACCCUCCCACGGACACGGAGAACACCAGCGUGUGGAUCAUUGUCGGCGUGGUGGUGCCGCUAGGUGUGGCCGUCGUCAUCAUCUCCAUCCUGUACUGGAAGCUGUGUCGCACCGACAAGCUGGAGUUCCAGCCCGACGCCAUGACCACUGUCCAGCAGAGACAGAAGCUCCAGGCUCCCAGUGUGAAGGGCUUUGACUUUGCCAAGCUGCACCUGGGCCAGCACAGUAAGGAUGACAUCAUGGUAAUCCAGGAGGCCGGCGCCCCCGGCCCUCCCCUGCCCAACCUCAGCUCCAAGGAAGCCGCAUCGGAGUACGGCGAGGUCCCCACCCCUAAGUCAAAGGGGACCUCAGUCUCCUCCACCAAGGCCUCCCGCAGCGCACGCAGACGAGGAAGGAUCUCUCCAUCGGACGGGGACUCCAUGGUGAGUGCUGGGUCCAGUGAUCGUGAGAGGGAGUCAGCCGAGGAGAACCUGAGAGCUAUCGCCACGCCAAACGACAGCAAGCAGGCCCGCAAGAUCCCCAUCAAUGUUUUAAAUGGUCCUCCACCCAUGAACGGCCAUGAUGAGCAGCUGUCGUCGGCCUCCAUCUUCGAGCAUGUGGACCGCAUGUCCCGCUCGGCCGACGACAGCCGCCGCUUGUCCAAUAAGAUCCAGCUGAUCGCCAUGCAGCCCAUGGCCUUCCCAGCCCGGCACCACGGUGCCACUGUCAACGGUAUCAAUGGUAGUGGGCAAGAAACACACAACAUCUUCAACAAGGAGACCCAGGUGGCGUUGAGGCACAAGUCUGAGAUCGAGCACCACCGGAACAAGAUCCGCCUGCGGGCCAAGAGGAAGGGUCACUAUGACUUCCCUGCCAUGGACGACCUGGUGGACAACGGUCUGACCACUGACCCCAAGGACCAGGACCGCAUCUACCACAAGGCCCAGAUGCAGAUCGACAAGAUCCUGGACCCCGACAUCCACAUGGCCUCGCUGUUCAUGGAGCCUAAAAAGAGUGGCAGGGGGAGGCGUUCUCCCAAGCAGAAGAAGAAGCACCAGCUGAACGGCAGCCUGACGGACGCAGACAAGGACCGCCUCAUCUCCAACGACAGCGACGGCACCUACAGGAAAUACCCUGGGGUCAACAAUGUGGCCUAUGUGUCGGACCCUGACCAGGCCCCAGAGUCCGGGACCCCCUCCCCCAACGACGACGUCUUCCUGGGCCCCAACUCGCCCCCUCCGGGGCAUGCCCCUCCUCCGCCCCCCUACAUGCCCCCACAGCCCUCCAUCGAGGAGGCCCGGCAGCAGAUGCACUCUCUGCUGGACGAUGCCUUUGCCCUGGUCUCACCCAACUCCCAGGGCAGCACGGCCGGCCUCACCCAAACUGGUGUCAACUCCAACCUCCCCAGCUCCAGCCCCCCACCACGCGGUGGAACCCGCCCCUGGGGCUCGUCUUACCCAGCACUCAGCCCCUUCUCCUCGAGAUACGCUGAGUUAGGAAUGUCCCCUCCUUCAGUCCAAGGCUUACUACAGCGACAGGGCCAGGGCUCCAGCUACCUGCCACCAGGUGACCCAGGACAUGUUGACCAGCUCCCCCCAGACAGCCACUAUUCCACCAGGGGCCUGUACACUGAAGACCUCCCCUUCUCAGCCAGGCCACGACCAGUAGGGGGCACCACAGGUGCCCAGCUCCAUCACCUGACCCAGAUGGGUCUUGGGAGCCGGAUCAACGGGGGGUACCCGGCGGGGAGCAGGGCCCCUCCAGGUCAGACUGGAGGUUCAGGGUGGGGGCCGUACGCUGACGAUGACUUCAGACCCACCAGAGACCCUGUUCUUCUGGGCUACCCUGACUACUCCUCCUCCUCUAUGUUCCAGAUGCCUAGUAGAAGUGCACUAAGGGAGCCCUCAUCCCCCCUGGCCCACCUGGACACACACACAACCGGAUUCGGCUACCCUCCAGAGGAGUCCUGCUCUCCCCCCAAUCACUCCUCUGCUUCCCUCAUCAAGGCCAUCAGGGAGGAGCUGCUGCGCCUCUCCCAGAAACAGCAAGCCGUGCCCAGCUACCACAGCUGAUCACAGAUUGCCUCCUCUGGUCCUCACUGAACCUUAACCUCUAAGUCUACAUCCACCAGUCAUACCACUGCCCCUGCCUGCCUGCUCCAACCUAGCAAUGCUUCCCAUGGAAGUUCCGUUGUACAGGAGGAGAAACACAAGACCGUACUGUCUUGGGGCGGCAGGUAGCCUAGCGGCUAGAGCAUUGGGCCAGUAACCGAAAGGUUGCUGGUUCGAAUACCCGAGCCAACAAGGUAAAAAAAUCUACCGAUGUGCCCUUGAGCAAGGCAUUUGACCCUCAUUUGCUCCAAGGGCGCCAUACUAAAAUGGCUGACCCUGGAAAACAACACAUUUUAUUGCACCUAUCUGCUGGGCUGGGUAGAAUGAGGAGGUUGUUUCAUAUGCCAGCUGGUAGCGUAAGCAUGGCUAAUAUCAUUAUAUGAAUGAACUGUUCUCUAGGCUCUGGAUCUUAGCCUCUGGCUUUCUUAACCCAGACUGUCCUAUGGCAUACAGUAUACUGGACCAAAUGACCCUAGUGGUUAGAAGGUGAAUGGUCCCUUGCUCUCCAGCGUUGGCCAAGGUAUCUCUGCCCAAGCCUGGCCAUGACCGCUGAUCCUAGGUGUUGUUGCUUUCUUUUCUUUUGAAACCGCAUUCUAGACUCUCUGUGUGACGAUAAUAAGCAAUGUGGUUUGAUUCUCUCAUCCUGCCUUGACAUCCUAACAACAUUUUACCCUACAGUGGAAUUUCUCUACCAGUAGGACAUCUGUCAUUUCGGCUCAAACAUUGAUACCUAUGUUACCUUUAACAAUGAGGCAUCUUACCAUUACCAUGAGGUAUAUUUUAGUUUUUUGAAGAGCUUCUUACUUCUCCUCCAUCUUCCUUUGGUGCUUCUUUCUACGCUUUGUGUUUUCCUUCAUGAUAUUGAUAUGCGCAACUCUGUCAAAACACGCCCCCGGUGCAGGAUUACAUUGUUUUCCGCCACGAGCCACACAAUGCCUUGUGUUAUGACAGCGUGAGGGAGUUCAACGGUCUCCAUCUACGGUACAGCUCAAAUCAGAGUUCAGAGCAGACAACACUGGAUACAGACAGACAGAGACCCGCAAUAAACAGACUGCAGCAACUCCCAUGCAGAACUUUACCGAUGCAGUCGUGGAACCAGAGAUAUUUAAUGACUGAGCACUGCUAGGUUUAGUUUGUCACUCGCCCCACUCUACGUGAGCCUUGUUUAGAUUUUGUGUUGCUUCAGCACAAUGUCCACAUUUGUACUAAUAUAGCCAGGUUACUGAUGAUGCCGUAUUAAUAUUAAGACUCUUUAAAUACCCAUGUAUGGUAAACUACGCUCAACAAAAAUAUAAACGCAACGUGCAACAAUUUCAAUGAUUUUACUGAGUUAUAGUUCAUAUAAGGAAAUCAGUCAAUUGAAAUAAAUUCAUUAGGCCCUAAUCUAUGGAUUUCACGUGACUGGGAAUACAGAUAUGCAUCUGUUGGUCACAGAUACCUUAAUAAAAAGGUGAGGGGCGUGGAUCAGAAAACCAGUCAGUAUCUGGUGUGACCAUCAUUUGCCACCACAUCUCCUUCACAUAGAGUUGAUCAGGCUGUUGAUUGUGGAAUGUUGUCCCACUCCUCUUCAAUGGCUGUGCGAAGUUGCUGGAUAUUGGCUGUAACUUGAAGAAACUGUCGGACACGUCAGUCCAGAGCAUCCCAAACAUGCUCAAUGGGUGACAUGUCUGCAGGCCAUGGAAGAACUGGGACAUUUUCAGCUUCCAUGAAUUGUGUACAGAUCCUUACGACAUGGGGCCGUGCGUUAUCGUGCUGAAACGAGGCGAUGACGGCGGAUGAAUGGCACGACAAUGGGCCUCAGGAUUCCCUGAGACGUUUGACAGUUUGUGUGUAAAUUCUUCGGUUUUGCAAACCCAAAGUUUCAUCAGCUGUCCGGGUGGCUGGUCACAGAUGAUCGAGAUGCCAAAUUCUCUUAAACAACAGUGGAGGCAGCUUAUGUUAGAGCAAUGAACAUUAAAUUCUCUGACAACAGCUCUGGUGGACAUUACUGCAGUCAGCAUGCCAAUUACACACUUCCUCAAAACUUGAGACACCUGUGGCAUUGUGUUGUGUGACAAAACUGCACAUUUUAGAGUGGCCUUUUACUGUCCUCAGCACAAGGUGCUGUGUAAUCAGCUUCUUGAUAUGCCACACCUGUCAGGUGGAUGGAUUAUCUUGGCAAAGGAGAAAUGCUCACGAACAGGGAUGUAAACUAAUUUGUGCACAUUUUAGAGAAAUUAGCUUUUUGUGUGUAUGGAAAUAUUUCAUUUCAGCUCAUGAAACAUGGGACCAACACUUUACAUGUUGCGUUUAUAUUUUUGUUCAGUAUAGACAGUAGGACCACAGUAUUAUAGUUUUUCUCUAUAUAUUAUACUAAGGUCAUUUAUUGAGCGCACAGGACCAAAUAUGUAUAAUCAUUAAUUUAUGAAUUCAUUUGUAGCAUUUUAUAAUGUUUUCUGACCGGCAGGCCUGAAUCAAAAUGAUUGACAGGACUGUACUAGGGAAUUGCAGUGUCUUCUCUAUUUUAUGAAGUGGAUAGAUUUGACCACGCAUUCUUAUCCACUCAAUGCACUGUAUACAGAUUACUGGGUGCACCUUGGCUUUUCCCAGUGAAUAUCCUGCAGGCCACACCAACUCAAAUGUAGUUGAAAGAUUCAUAGGUCAUUCAAUGAAAGAUUCAUAAGGUCAGGGCAAUGAAGCAUUGUAUUGCUCAAGGAAAUGCUGUCUUUUCCCUGCUGAGAAACAGGGCCAAAGGUCACACACUGUCAGGGUUAUUCUUCUUUCAUUUCCUCCUUUUUCAAUGCAGUAUUGAAAUGUUUAGCGCUGUUCUUUUCCCACCGCAUUUUCAGAGUUUGAAAGGAAUCUGAAACUGUAUUGUAAUUAUUCAACGUUUACUGUUCACAGUUAACCUGUCAGCGUCAGAUGUGUUGUGUGUUUCAUGUUUUUUUAUUUUAUUCUUGGAUGACCUUGCCUCAUGUUUUUUUGUUCCUCCUCGAUGUGUCUUUGUUCAAUAUUUUUUUUAUUUAAUUUUGUUCGAUUACAUUUGACGGAAACUCCCCACACAUUGCUAUGCUGUGGGGAUUGAAGCGAUAUUUUAUUUAAAUGAAAUAAAAGAGAAAGUAUUGAUUUUGGUUGCAGGGUUGAGAAAAAAAACGACAUUUAUUCACUGACUUGGACAAAGUAAUAAUAUACCAGUGUUGAACAUUGUCCCAAAGGUUACCGCCAUAACACAAAAACAAACGGAGAAAACAUGGAACCAAACUGCACCAGCUACUGUCAUGUACAGCAGACACACACUACUUACUAUCCCACUGAGCACAUACUGGUUGAAUCAACAUGGUUUCCACGUCAUUACAAUGAAAUUAGGUUGAACCAACAUGGAAUAGAUGUUGAAUGAACGUUUCCAACAUGUGCCUUAUGGAUCCGCCCUCCCUUUGAUUGUCUCCCACUAAUGUCUACCAUCCCGUCUCACACUGCCUGCCUGCCUGUCAGAUGGAGUCUUAACCAGGCUCUGUUCACUCCAACAAGUACUGACUGUAUGGGAUCGUAGCACAGUACUGUAUGGCAUUUUGCAACUACUGUAGUUGGAAGGCUGUUAAAAGGAUUUUCUCUCAACAAUGGUUCUAUUGGGCUUAGCAGGUGAUGCUACAGUAUGUCGUGGUUAAUUAAGCCCAGUGCUUAUUUAAACAGUGUUUCUGGAUGUAGUCGAAGAUAUACUCCCAUGCAGUUGGAUUGUAAACGGAGUUACCUGAAGUGAUUUCAUCUCUGGUUGGUGUGAUUGGCUUCGAUCACAGCACUGUACUAUACUGUACUGUCCUGUACUCUAUGCCUCCACCUGCUGGUAUUGUAACCCCACUGCACCUCAUGUCGUUCAUGUGUUUUUUUCCCCCUUUAUGUUUGGCUGUUGUGUCUUGUUGUAUUGUGAAGGUCAUACUUUAUGUUGGCUGGCCCAACUAUGUUUUACGUGUUUAUUUGUAGAGUUGCAUGUGUCAUUCAUGUAAGGCUGUGUGUGGUUUGUUUUCCAUUUGUGUUGCCCACGCUGUUCUGAAAAAAAAUGAUAGCUUUUAAAAACCGAUGAAACCUAA
Molecule: messenger RNA, 9944 nt
Organism: Oncorhynchus nerka (sockeye salmon)
Lineage: Eukaryota; Metazoa; Chordata; Actinopteri; Salmoniformes; Salmonidae
Product: UPF0606 protein KIAA1549
Exons: 21
Coding region: 382-5841 (1819 amino acids)
Source: RefSeq, a predicted model, not a curated record